CUCAGUCCCAAACAAAGCAGCAGACACCAUGAGCUCCAUUCACUGCACAACACUACACAGACAGGACUCACAGCACACACUUGUGCUUUCUUUGACUAUCAGACCAGUUCGAUUUGUUUUGCAUAGGAGGACUGGAGCUGUAUGUGUGUGUGAGAAUGAACCACUCAUGCAAGCACAGAGAACUUAGAAUUUAACCGAGAGUUUGGUUUCAUGUUGGUCUCACAGGGCUCUCUGCUAGUUCUCUGAAGAGAUUCUUUGCUGCUAAUGUCAUAUAUCACAGUAUGGAAGCAUUACUGACUGAAGGGGCAGAGAGGACAAGGAUGAGAAAACUCUUAUAGACAGAAGACAGACACUCUCAAACAGUCUUUUAUAACUAAAUCACAGAGAUUCUGACAGAUUUUUGUUUGUCUGGAGAGCUGAAGAAUUUAAGGCAGCGUUAUGUGUCCGCUGGCUGUUCUGUGCAUGUUGUACCUCUGGGGUCCAGCAACACUGACAGGGGGACUGGGAUCAGUAUCGAACAGCAUUCCACGGAAAACAGUGCCCAUUACAAGUAACGGAGGACGUUUGUUUCGUGUGGAGGGUGUUUGGAACUAUACCACGAUGCUUCUGAGAGAAGAUCUGAACAUGCUCAUCGUGGGGGCAAGGGAAGCCAUUUUUGCACUCGACCUGAAUGACAUUACAGCCAAGAAGGGCAUGGUGACUUGGCAAGUCACAAGCCAGCAGCAGAAGGAGUGCUACAAUAAAGGAAAGGAUGCUACGAAUGACUGCAAAAAUUAUAUCAGAAUUCUUCAUAAAAUGGAAGAUGGCAGAAUGUAUGUUUGCGGAACCAAAGCAUUCAAUCCAACCUGCAAAUACAUGUCUUAUUUUGAUGGUCAGCUAAUAUUUGAGAACAGAACAGAGGAUGGCAAGGGAAAAUGUCCAUUUGAUCCUUUUCAACGAUACACAUCUGAGUUGGUCGAUGGAGCAUUGUACUCUGCCACUUCAAUGAAUUUCAGGGGCUCGGAGCCAGUCAUGAUGCGCAGCUCAGAGGAAACUAUACGAACAGCGUUUACAAGCACCUGGCUCAAUGAACCAAAUUUCAUCCACAUGGCCCACAUACCGGAGGGAGAAAGUAACACAGAGGGAGAUGAUGAUAAGAUUUACCUCUUCUUCAGUGAGACAGCAGUGGAAUAUGAUUCUUACACCAAGGUGGAAGUUUCUCGAGUUGCCCGUGUAUGCAAGGGAGACUUGGGUGGACUAAGGACACUGCAGAGGAAGUGGACAUCAUUCCUGAAAGCGAGGCUCGACUGUCCUGUUCCAAACACCAUCUUGCCUCUUCUGGUUCAGGAUGUGUUCCACUGGUGCCCCGGCAACUGGACCACCUGUGUUUUUUAUGCAGUUUUUUCCCCACAAGCGGACUCCUCGCCACACUCUGCAGUAUGUGCGUUCAGAAUUGAAGACAUCAGAUCGGUGUUCUCGAAGGGCAAAUUCAAGGCCCCUGUUAACGUGGAGACGUCGUUUGUAAAGUGGAUAAUGUACACAGGUGAACUACCUGAUCCACGACCUGGAGCAUGCAUUGAUAAUUAUGCCAGAGAAAAGAGCAUCACCAAGUCUCUGUAUCUGCCAGACAAAACAUUGCAGUUUAUUAAAGACAAGCCUCUGAUGGACCUUCCAGUCUUUCCCAUUGGAGUACGCCCCUUGCUGGUGAAGAGAGGUGCUGCUUUCACUAGAAUUGUGGUGGCUACAGCGACUGCCGUGGACGGGAGCAGCCAUCAGGUCAUGUUCAUCGGCACAAUGAGUGGUUCAGUGCUGAAAGCUGUGAAUUAUGAUGGCGACAUGGUCAUUAUGGAAGAGAUUCAACUGUUUGAGCCCUCAGAGCCCAUCAAGAUCUUACGACUUUCCAACACCAAGCAACAGCUGUAUGUGGGUUCGGAGGUGGGCGUGGUGCAGAUGUCUAUUAAUGAAUGUGGGCGGUACCACAGCUGUCUGGAUUGCGUUCUGGCCAGGGAUCCGUAUUGUGGAUGGGACCUCAAUGAUAAGCACUGUGCUACAAUAAACAGCACACACAGAGCCAGCACUAUGAUUCAAAGUUUGAGAGAGGGAAACCCCAGUCAGUGUUCACCAUUAGGUGUCAGUAAGACAGUGAACAUCUCCUUUUUCCCCGGCAAUACCGUGAAGCUGUGGUGCCAGCCGUAUUCCAACCAAGCACAGGUGCACUGGCAGGUAAACGGUCGACCAGUCACCACCUCAAACACCUUCCAGAUCCUCCCCGACAGCUUGAUGAUCUUCAACGCCUCUGGAGACGCCAAUGGCCACUACACCUGCAAUUCCAUCGAGACCAUAUUCCAGCGGGAAUACAAAACCCAGCAUGCAGCAUAUGAUCUGAGACUGUGGUCAGGAUCUGCGACUACCAAAUCACAUGAAGUUCAUGAAAAUCAGCACAUGCUAGUGGUCAUAAUGGUAUUAUUAAUGCUAGUGUUGGCUGUGCUACUGAUAUGGAACCUCUGGAAGGGCCAUUUACCUUUGCCGUGCUGUCGUAGAAAGGUUAAGGAUGCGAUGAACAAUUGUGAAGAGACUAUCGCUGCUUACCAGGCUUCAGAUCAUAAAAUAGCAUCAGCAAGCAACCUGAACAGCAAUAACAACCAUGCUAAUGACCAGCGGUAUUCAGACUCCAGAGAAACAGACAGACUCUCAACCAUUGUUGGUUCCUCUGGUCAGAUAUCACUGAGACACAUAAAUGAUGAAUCUGACAUUUGAAAUUCUUUAUAUGCAAACCUUACCUUGGCCUCGCCAAUGCAGCUAAAUAAUUUGCAAUUUGUAAGCACCAAACCCAAUGGUGCUGGCUCCUCUUUUGCAGCUACAAACUCUCGCUAAACUUGUUCAUUUUGUGUCCUUAUCUUGAAUCAAUAUCUUCACUCCCAAAGCCAAGUUUUAACAAUAGUUCAGCAACAGUGAGCCCUAUGAACAAAGGAAACGAUACUGAGGUGCUAAAAUAAUCACUUCAUGCAGCCAGACCUUAUCAUUUGAAUCUUUUAUAUAAUUGUAAACAUUUUUGCGUCGCCAGAGGCCUGGUCCACAAUGCUACAUAUUCUAUCCUUGCCAAGUACCGCCUGCUGAAACAGGAAGUGUCAUUUUCCAAUAUGUAUGGGUGUAUCAUUUGAGGCUAAAUAUGCUAAUUCUUUCUCUGAAUAUUUCUAUUGUUCAACAGGUUUUAUUUUAGCUUGACAACAUCCAUUUGUGCCACAGUGAGUUUAACAUUUUUCUUGUUAAAACCUGCUGCAGUUGCAGCCUCCAAGCAUGUUGCCUUUAAAGGCAAUUCUACAUGGACAAGAAUGAACUUCACGUAUUUACAAGAUGCCAAUAUAAGUGUCAAAUGACUGCAGCUUAUUUUACAUACUGGAUUUUUUACAGCAAAAUUUAGGUACAUGCCAUAUUUUAUUUGACACGAAUGAGAAGAGGCUGAGAGAUUUACAUACAGUCUGUUUAAUAUGGUUCAAGAAGUCCUACGUCAUGUCUGGACAACCCAUGUUUUCCAGCUUUUUGUUUUAUUAACUGUAAAAAAAAAAAAUGUAUGUUGCAUUCUCCCCGACAGCACACACAUGCAUCAUCCAGACAUCUAUUUAAUUAGUGUGUUUACAUCUGGAAGACGCAAUCUUUUAUGGUGUUUGCUCAUCUGCAAUAUGUCUAUAAUACGCAUGUCAAAAAGACAUUCAGUACAUAUGUUUGUUUAUAAAAUUGAUCUUUCUAAGAUAUUUAGCAGAUGUGAAUCAGAUGGUGAUGCUUCCCAGAUGAAAAGAUUUAAAACAGACAUUUCAGAGAUGUUAGUGUGCUAUUUUUUACAUCCAUCACUCACAUCUUCAAUCAUGUCAAAUUAAACAUUGUGUUGA
This is a messenger RNA of Xyrauchen texanus (razorback sucker), 3866 nucleotides long. It is a transcript of the gene sema4e, whose product is annotated as semaphorin 4e. Bases 439 to 2736 code for a protein of 765 amino acids. The transcript is spliced from 15 exons. Gene Ontology annotation, biological process: axon guidance; negative regulation of axon extension involved in axon guidance; negative chemotaxis. Lineage: Eukaryota; Metazoa; Chordata; Actinopteri; Cypriniformes; Catostomidae. Gene Ontology annotation, molecular function: semaphorin receptor binding; chemorepellent activity. The record is from RefSeq and is a predicted model, not a curated record.